This is a messenger RNA of Oikopleura dioica, 405 nucleotides long. The record is from the annotation of a GenBank genome assembly. Lineage: Eukaryota; Metazoa; Chordata; Appendicularia; Copelata; Oikopleuridae.
AUGUCUGGCUGCGAAAGAGAAUGUCUAAACAACGGGCUUUGCGAGGGACCUUUUCACGGACGGUACAUGUGCAACUGCGCUACUGGUUAUACCGGAGACACGUGCCAACUGGUCUCAUGGGAUCAUCACGAAGUACCCCUCUGGUUCACGAAAGAAAUGAACGAGCGAAACGAUGUCCUCGAAGCUGAAAAUGACCUCUUGACUGGACUCUGCAUCUUUAUGGGCUUUGGAUUCAUGAUCAUGAUUUGCGUCUCAAUCUUCGUCUACAGAAGAUAUCAAGCCGCAGCAGUUUCUUAUCAUCAUCAAGAAAACGCGAUAAUUCGAAACUUCAGCAAAUCAUCGAUGGAGAACUCGGAGCAUGAGACGGUUUUCAUUCCUUCUGCGAAAACUGCAGGGACUGAUUAA